This is a messenger RNA of Serpula lacrymans var. lacrymans S7.9, 1519 nucleotides long. RefSeq lists its product as uncharacterized. Bases 54 to 1235 code for a protein of 393 amino acids. The transcript has 2 exons. NCBI's taxonomy places the organism in Eukaryota, Fungi, Basidiomycota, Agaricomycetes, Boletales, Serpulaceae. The record is from RefSeq and is a predicted model, not a curated record.
GGGCAACGUCCUCCUUACACGCUACAUCCAUCAUCUCUGUAUCAUCCCCUGCAAUGCCUCAGCGGUAUUCCAGACAGCCACCCCAGUUCUUGCGUUCUCAGUCCAUCGAAACAAUACAGCCAAUGGACGCCGAUGAUUCCAUCGUUCUUUCCGAUCUUGUUCGGUCCGGUGAAGCCUCACGAUUGCGAAGACGAGGUGCAAUAAGGCUUGACCACGGUCUCUUAAGCACUCAGCAAAAUGAAGGUGGCAGGCGUUCUCCCCCAGCAGUUAUCAUUAUCAGAUCUCCCAUUGUCAGAUCUCCCACAUGGGUUCCAGUAGACCCACCGAGCGACGGUGAGUCCCAGGCUUGGGAUCAAAGUUACGAGUCGUCGUCAAGAGUGCCACCUCGGAGAGCUGCCGCAGAACCAGACACUUACAUUUAUACCUUGUUUUGCGGAGGUGAAGAAUCAUCAACGGAUUUCACUGGUCAUGUACCACCAUUCUCCCCUUCGCCUCUGCCCUCUUAUCCUCCACUAUCGCCCAGGCCUCAUUCACACAAACGCUUCUCAACCAAACGCCUUAAUGGUUGUGGGGCCGUAGUACAUACACGCGCUUCUUCUCGGCAGCAUCAGAGUGUAUGGGUGGCAAAGGCAGAGGCUACAGGGGCCGUGAUACCUAUGGAUGCUUCUUAUUUUGAGAGAUCUGCUGUCGUGAAGAUAAUGCGAAGCGCUUGUGGCUGUGUUAGAGAAGGUGUUGGCUGCGCGAUAUGUGGUAAUACGUUGGGAACGCGUUAUAAACCUUGUCAGGCCGCUGCUGAGGGCCUAAUGACGCCACAGAAUCAACCCUCUGGUCCAUUACGCCCAGAAGGCCCAAGUUAUUGGCACACUUGCAAUUCUUCCCCGUCAAAUACACAUUCACAUAUUCCUUUCAUUUACACCUUUUUCGGCUCCCAUGUCACAUCAUCCGUAUCUGCCCGCUCUGCCCCAAAGAAUAGAUCCCUUUCCCCGACCUCUCAGCAGCAGGUUUCAUCGGAACCCAACAUGGAGGAUUCUUUCAACUAUAGCUUCUUUGAUCGUGUCAUAACAGCAUCUCCAGCGCCACUUUCGGAAGACGAUGGUAUGGACAUGCUUAUUCCUGCACCACUACCACUACCACCUCCAUCGCCGGCAUUCGAUCCUGAUGGGGCUUAUAUAGCCACUGAACCUAGCUCUCCUGAUAAAACCGGAAGCGAGCUUAUGCUGGCCCCUGAACGUUAAUUCUUCCUCUUUACUACCACUCUCGCAUUAACAGUUGCCCGCGAACAUGGACGCACCAAUCUAACCCUGCAUUGCAUUUCAUUAUUCGCUAUCUCAUGCCUAUCUGCUUUAUUGGUAAAAAUUUGAGUCAUUGUAUUAUUAUAUUAUUGGUUUCGUGGCGGAAAUUCAUGUAUACACAUCUUUACCAGAAUUUAAAAAGAAAAGAAAAUCACCAGUACCAUGCUCCUAGCGGGCGUCCAGGACGCCCCAAAGCGUUGCAGGGGCUGGUAGCGGAUAGAAUCAUU